CUCUAGCCAUCUUGACUUUUGUACCAAAUGGCCCGUUACAAGGACUAAACACAUGCAACCACUUUUUUAUUUUGAUCAUUCAUUAUUACUCCAUGGUCCAACUCUAUUAAAUUCGGCCCGCGAAACUUGGCUUCCCGUUGGAUCAACAAAUCCAUUAUCUAUCUCACUUGACACUUACUUCUUAGUACCCAGAUCUCAACCUUUUCCUCCCAUGUCCACCGCCCCUCCGCCGGUAUACUACAGCGGCGUCAGCCUCGGUUACGGCAUAGCUGUCGCUGUUAGCAUUCUUGUUUUCAUCUCCACCAUCAUGCUGGCUUCCUACGCUUGCAUCCGAGUCAAAUCCGGAGGUGGAAGAGAAGAGUCGAACCACCGGUCCCUAGAGCCCAUAAUGCUGGUGCUGGGCCAGGAAAAGCGGAUAAUAGAGUCGUACCCGUCCAUCGUACUAGGUGAAAGCCGGAGACUGCCGAAGCCUAAUAAUGGGCCGUGCUCCAUUUGCUUGUCUGAGUACUGUGCAAAGGAUACACUAAGGUGCAUUCCAGAUUGCAACCACUGUUUCCAUGCUACUUGUGUUGAUGAAUGGCUUCAGGUGAAUGCCUCUUGCCCACUUUGUAGGAACUCUCCUGCUCCUUCAACUAUUCCCACUCCCUUGUCUGAAUUUGUACCCCUGGCUUAUCAUUCUAGAUGACACCCACUUUAUUUUAUCCCACUCCACUCCACCCUACGCACCCCCACACCCUCUUGAAGUACAAUUGGAAGAGCAUGUUUGAUGGAGACUGUAAAAUUAAACUAGAUAGUAGAGCGGUAAGAUUUCAAUAUAUAUUUUUUCUUUUUUCUUUUUUGUUGUUCUACCAUUCAAUUCUCUUUACCAAACACACUACAAACCUAUACAGGAUACACAUUCAUGACUAGGUUAAAAUUUAUAGAAUGUGGUGGAUCGGUGGUAUGGCUUCUUCUUUUAUUUAAACUAGAUAAAGAUUUCAAAUUUGAUGCUAAUCACUGUGCUAUCUGUACCUUCUCCUGUUGUAAGCUUGCAAGGCCUAAUAGUAAGAAUUUAGAAUUAAUGAAAAUUGUGAUGGUACGUAAUCACUCUUUGACUGUCAAUUUUUGUUUGAGAUGAUUGAAUAUGGCGGAAACAACCACUAAUAAGUUGCACGUCUUCCUUGAAAUUCAAUAUGAAAUUCUACAAUACGUGAUAAAUUUAAGUAUGACUUUUAUUUGUGGUGUACGUAAAUAUAACGGUUGA
This is a messenger RNA of Olea europaea var. sylvestris, 1243 nucleotides long. Its product is annotated as putative RING-H2 finger protein ATL69. NCBI's taxonomy places the organism in Eukaryota, Viridiplantae, Streptophyta, Magnoliopsida, Lamiales, Oleaceae. The transcript has a single exon. The coding region runs from base 53 to 685 and encodes 210 amino acids. Gene Ontology annotation, biological process: protein ubiquitination. Gene Ontology annotation, molecular function: transferase activity. The record is from RefSeq and is a predicted model, not a curated record.